Molecule: messenger RNA, 4412 nt
Organism: Dendrobium catenatum
Lineage: Eukaryota; Viridiplantae; Streptophyta; Magnoliopsida; Asparagales; Orchidaceae
Product: probable serine/threonine protein kinase IREH1
Exons: 18
Coding region: 237-4094 (1285 amino acids)
Biological process (GO): peptidyl-serine phosphorylation; intracellular signal transduction
Molecular function (GO): protein serine/threonine kinase activity; ATP binding
Source: RefSeq, a predicted model, not a curated record
AAAAAUUUACCACCAUUGCCGCCAGGAUCUGGUGGAGAGAUUAUUACGUGCGCGGCAUCCCAAUCCGGAUAGCCACCCAAUGCAUUUUAUAUCGUCUUGAUCAUUUUUCCCACCGAGGAGCAUUCAGUUGCCUCCGGUAUGGCGACUUGCUGCUGCGGAAGCGUGGAGACGGGAGAGUCCGGAGAACGAGAUCAAGUGUGAGCAGGAGUGAGAGGGAGUGUGCGAGAGAGGCCGUGAUGGGGUUCAAAGGGAAGUUCUUCUCGUCAAAGAAGUCCUCCGACUCUUCCAGCCCUGAUGGGGGCUCGAGCAGCCCCCGACCUAACACUUUCGGUUCGGCUUCCAGAUUCGAGAAGAAGAAGGUCCGAUCUUUUCGGGAAGAGCCUCCUUUAACCUCCUUUAGCAGCGGCCGCCGCACCACCGCUAAGGAUCUGGCAAAGGUUCAGCAGCAGAAGAAGAAGGAGAAAGAGAAGGAGGAGGGGGGGAAUGAGAGUGAUCAGAAGGGGAAGGCGGCGGUCAAGCCCUCGUCAACCAGUGGCGCUUCUUUCUCUCCGAGGAAAAUUUGGAAGGGGACAGGGAAAGUGACGGGCUCGUCGCUUUCACCUAUCCUGGCCUCCUCCCUCGGGUUGAACCGCAUCAAGACGAGAUCAGGGCCGCUGCCGCAGGAGGUUUACCGGGAGAACAGGGUCACCGGAAUUGGCAGCAGCAACCUUAGAAGGGAGGGGAGCUGCUCAACUUCCUCUUCGUCGGCCACGGCUAUGUCGUCCUCUUCGGCUCUUUUAGGAGCUGGGAAGGUCAGCAUGAAGAAGUAUGAUGCUCGGGGGCUGAAGGAGGUUCGAGAGGCGCAUGUCAGCUCGUGGGCUGAUCAAGAGAGGAGUCAGCCUGAUCGUACUCUGCCGAAUGGAGCAACAUUGGGUGCUUCUAUAGGAAAAAAUUACCAGUCUCAUAAAGGUUUUAAGAACGUUGCUAGUCGUGCUUCUGAAGCAGAGCAGUUUCGAUAUGAUUCCUUUGAACCACCAGAAGAGUCUGAAUCUCCUCGUUUUAAAUCCAUAAUGAAGGCAACAAAUGCACCUAGGAAGAGACUUCCUGCAGAUAUUAAAAGCUUUUCGCAUGAGUUGAACUCUAAGGGUGUAAGGCCUUUUCCAUUUUGGAAGUCCCGAAACAUCUAUAACCUGACGGAGGUGUUAAAAGAUAUUCAGAUGAAGUUUGAGAAGGCUAAGGAAGAGGUAAACUCAGAACUAGCUAUUUUUGGGGGUGAUUUGGUUGGCUUGCUGGAGAAGAGUGCAGAGACUCAUCCAGAUUGGAAGGAACCAUUAGAAGAUUUACUGGUGCUUGCCAGGAGCUGUUGUGUUAUGACUCCUGGGGAGUUUUGGAUCCAAUGCGAAGGCAUAGUCCAGGAUUUGGAUGAUCGACGUCAAGCUCUCUCCAUGGGGGUACUGAAGAAGCUCCACACUCAGAUGCUUUUUAUUCUGACAAGAUGCACUAGGUUGCUUCAGGUCCACAAGGAGAGUGUUUUUGCUGAGGAUGAGGUUGUUUUGGACAUUCGACAAUUGCGCUCACUUGAUAAAAAUAUUUCAUCUGGUAAAGACAGUAAAAGCGCCAAUGCUGCAAGGGGUUCUAAAGUGGCUGCUGCUUCGAGGAAGUCUUACUGUCACCAGUAUAAUUUGAAACUGAGAAGUCAGGAGAUAAAACCUUCAGAUUAUUUUUCAACAUUUGAACCUGUUUACUUGAAGGAAGAGGAUUCACCUUCAAGAAGGGAACGCAUUACUUCUUGGAAACCUCUCCCUUCUUCCGUAAAAAAACAGAAAGAAACCAGUUCUAUGGAAAACUCUUCUUUUAAGAAAGUGCAGACAAAAAUUAAGAGAGAAGAUGCAUAUUCUGACAUGGGAACAGUUAAUCCACCUGAGGUAGUUGGUAUUGGAGAUGCAAAUGUGCGUCCUUCUGCUCCAUCCACACAUAAGCACGAUGUUUCCUGGGGUUACUGGAGUGAUCAACAAAAUCUUUCUGGAGAGGGUUCAAUAAUGUGUCGUAUAUGUGAGGAGUACGUUCCAACUUUAUAUGUAGAGGAUCAUUCAAAAAUCUGCGCAGUUGCUGAUAGAUGUGAUCAAAAGGGUUUAAGUGUUGAUGAGCGUCUUCUUAGAAUUGCUGAGACUUUAGAUAAAAUGAUAGAAUCUUAUUCGCAGAAGGAAAUCCCUAAUUCAGCUGGAAGCCUGGAUUUUGCUAAAGUAUCGAAUUACAGUAAUACUGAAGAAUCUGAUGGCCUUUCUCCAAAGCUAGGUGAUUGGUUUAGUAGAGGAUCGGCUGAUUUGAUUGACUGCUGCCAGGAGACUGAUAAUUCGGAUUUCUUGGAUGACUUGAAAAGCCUUCCAUCCAUAUCAUGUAAAACACAUUUUGGUCCAAAGUCUGAUCAAGCAAUGGCUUCCUCAUCUGGUGGUAGCAUGACUCCAAGAUCACCAUUAGUUACACCAAGAAACAACUUUAUAGACAUGCUUUUGGCUUUUAGGAGUGCAAUAUCUGAAAGUGAGGAUCUUCCCCAGAUAGCUGAGCUUGCUGACAUUGCCCGCUGUGUUGCAAAUACGCCUAUUGAUGAAGAGAGGUCUCUAUCAUAUUUGGUCUCAUGGAUGGAAGAUCUGCAAGAGGUUAUCAAUCAUCGGAAGCUCGAGGCACUCACUGUACAGACAUUUGGAACACGCAUUGAAAAACUUCACCAGGAAAAAUACCUUCAGCUCUGCGAUGCAAUUGACCUUGAAAAGUUUGAUGUAACAAAUACUAUAAUGGAUGAGGAAGAUGUAGCGCGUAGCCUACGGGGAAGUCCUGUUCACCCUAUUAAUAAGGACCGCACAUCUAUUGAUGAUUUUGAGAUCAUAAAGCCAAUUAGCCGUGGAGCAUUUGGCCGGGUUUUCUUGGCCAAGAAAAGAACGACAGGAGACCUAUUUGCCAUAAAGGUUCUUAGAAAAGCUGAUAUGAUUCUAAAAAAUGCUGUUGAGAGCAUCUUGGCUGAACGUGAUAUCUUAAUUUCUGUUCGGAACCCAUUUGUGGUGCGUUUCUUUUACUCUUUCACAUCUCGGGAGAAUUUAUAUCUUGUGAUGGAGUAUUUAAAUGGAGGGGACCUAUAUUCGUUGCUACGGAAUUUAGGUUGUUUGAAUGAAGAGGUUGCUCGGAUAUAUAUUGCAGAAGUUGUUCUUGCUUUGGAAUAUCUACAUUCGCUACGAGUGGUGCAUCGAGAUCUGAAACCUGAUAAUUUACUCAUUGCACAUGAUGGUCAUAUCAAGUUGACAGAUUUUGGACUCUCCAAGGUUGGUCUCAUCAACAGUACGGAUGAUUUAUCCGGACCUGCUGUUAGCGGGACAUUGCUGCUUGCAGAAGAUGAGCUUCAAGCGUCUAGAACAGACCACCUGAAUCAGCGAGAAAGACGAAAGAAACGUUCCGCUGUUGGUACACCUGAUUAUCUUGCACCGGAGAUCCUUUUGGGGACAGGACAUGGUGCAACAGCUGAUUGGUGGUCUGUUGGUGUUAUCCUCUUUGAGCUACUUAUUGGAAUUCCACCUUUCAAUGCGGAGCAUCCUCAGAUGAUUUUUGACAAUAUUCUCAAUUGUAAAAUACCUUGGCCCCAAGUACCUGAAGAGAUGAGUCUUGAAGCACAAGAUCUUAUUGACGGAUUAUUAACUGAGGAUCCUCAUCAAAGACUUGGAGCAAAAGGAGCUUCAGAAGUCAAGCAGCAUGUCUUCUUUAAAAACAUUAACUGGGAUACACUAGCUCGGCAGAAGGCUGCAUUUGUUCCCUCUUCAAAUGGUGCAACUGAUACUAGCUAUUUCACAAGUCGCUACUCAUGGAAUCCUUCAAGGGAGCAUAUCAAUGAGGCCAGUGACUUUGAGGAUUCUUCAGACAAUGGCAGCAUAAGUGGUGCCAGUAAUUGCUCAAGCAAUCGUCAAGAUGUGGGGGAUGAGUAUGGUGGCCUCGAGGAAUUUAGUUCUGAAGCAUUUGUGAAUUACUCAUUCAGUAAUUUCUCUUUCAAGAACCUCUCCCAGCUCGCAUUGAUCAAUUAUGAUUUGCUUAGCAAGGGCUGGAAGGAUGGAGAAUCAACACCAGAUUCUUAAUCGUGCUCUCUUAAAGCUAUAAUUUUAUACGAGUGGUGGAACCAUGGGGGAUGACAGCUUUCUCAACUGUACACGGUCGUUGUAAAUAGGUAGGAGCUGAAUCUACAGAUCCAGAGAGCAAUCAUUCGCCCUCUUAUGGAGAUGAAAUGUUUCACAUCUGGAGUUAGGAUUUAGGCCUAUUUUAUAAACUGGCUAAUGAUUUUUUUACUUUGAUUUACAUGCUGAGGAAUUCAGUUAUGUUGUGUAUAUGAAUCCAGUGCUUUAUUGGAAAAAUGAAAUAAAAAAUAAAAAAAAUUCGGUGAGAUUAUUCUGAGUAAA